Glycine soja is the source of this 1716-nucleotide messenger RNA. RefSeq lists its product as uncharacterized. Lineage: Eukaryota; Viridiplantae; Streptophyta; Magnoliopsida; Fabales; Fabaceae. The transcript has 3 exons. The record is from RefSeq and is a predicted model, not a curated record. Bases 1 to 1716 code for a protein of 571 amino acids.
AUGGCAACUGCAGCAUCAAGAAGACCUAGGUGGUGCCACCACGCUCCUCCUCCUCCCACCCCCAGGAUCCUUCACUACCCCCGUCGGAGACCCUCUUCCCGGAGGGACCUUAAAUCCAAUACUACUAACAGGUUGGGAGCUCUCAUUGAUCGAGAAAGACGUGCACUUGUUCCAAUAGUGGUGUUGGACAACAACAACAAAAGUUCUGAGGGUGAGAGGCGGAGGGAGAGAGUUGAGAGCUAUGAAGCACGGACGCGGCUCAUCACCGGCGUGUCCCGUGUCGGACUCGCACUGGACACCCAUGCGCGUACGACUCCGGUGCGACGCGGUGUUCGUCGCCGGCGCCGUCACCGGACGCGGUUGAAUAGGAGGACACCUCUGGUUGGACGCGGCCCACCACGUAGACACGCGCGUCGCGGCCCAUUAAGAGCCUUAGAGAUGAGUGCUUCUAGUCCUAGUCAAGCUAAAGAACAAGAUGAUGAUACCAAACCUUUAUGGACCUAUGUUACAAAGAUAAAAAGUGUAGCUGGUGGUGGAACUUAUGAGAUAAAAUGCAAUAUUUGUGAUUUUACCUUUAAUGGGUCUUACACUAGAGUGAGGGCACACUUGUUGAAGAUGACAGGAAAAGGAGUUAGAGUUUGUCAAAAGGUAACAGUUGCCAAACUUAUAGAUUUGAAGAAGAUAGACAAUGAGGCUACAUUGAGGGUGGAGAGGUCAAAAACAAAAUCUGUGUCAUUGCCUCCGGUUUCUACUCAACACCAAAUGGAUACAAACACUCUUGGUGUUGAUCCAAAAAAGAGAAAGACAUCAUCUGUAGAAAAUGCCUUUAAUUUGCAAGCUAGAGAGACACUUGAUCAUGAAAUUGCGAGGAUGUUUUACUCUUCGGGAUUGCCUUUUCAUUUAGCAAGAAAUCCUCAUUAUAGGAAGGCAUUUGCCUAUGCUGCCAACAAUCAGAUCAGUGGUUACCAACCUCCAGGUUAUAAUAAAUUAAGGAUAACAUUACUUCAAAACGAGAGAAGACAUGUGGAGAAUUUGUUACAACCAAUUAAAAAUGCAUGGAGCCAGAAGGGUGUGAGCAUUGUUAGUGAUGGAUGGAGUGGCCCGCAAAGAAGAUCUCUUAUUAAUUUCAUGGUUGUCACAGAGAGUGGACCUAUGUUUUUAAAGGCCAUUGAUUGUUCAAAUGAGAUCAAAGACAAGGAUUUCAUUGCCAAACAUAUGAGGGAGGUAAUUAUGGAGGUUGGACACUCAAAUGUUGUGCAAAUUGUGACGGAUAAUGCAGCCGUUUGUAAAGCAGCAGGUUUAAUAAUUGAGGCUGAGUUUCCUUCCAUUUAUUGGACUCCAUGUGUUGUCCAUACAUUAAAUCUUGCUUUGAAGAACAUAUGUGCAGCCAAGAAUACAGAAAAAAAUAAUGUUGCUUAUGAAGAAUGUUCUUGGAUCACCCAAAUUGCGGAUGAUGCAAUGUUUGUGAAAAACUUUGUCAUGAGUCACUCUAUGAGACUAUCAAUUUUCAAUUCAUUCAAUUCAUUGAAAUUGUUAUCCAUUGCUCCAACAAGAUUUGCCUCCACUAUUGUAAUGCUCAAGAGAUUCAAGCAAUUGAAGAAAGGACUCCAAGAGAUGGUCAUUAGUGACCAAUGGUCUUCUUAUAAGGAAGAUGAUGUUGCAAAGGCUAAAUUUAAGAACGGAUACAGAAGCUUCAUCUCUCCAUCUAGUAUAUGA